CACCGCUGUCGUUGGCCCAACCAAACACAAUCAUUUUCUUUGCAUUGCUAUCUUUGCGUUUGCGUAGCCUCUAGAAUAGUUUACUUGAAUCCUCCAGAUCGUUAAUUGCCAAAGAAAAGCGUGGGCUGCUAUUUGGGACAGCGCACAGCUGGAGCCGAUAACCUUCAGGCUGUUGCUUCAGUAAUCGCCAGUGGAAACGUGCGAGCGGGAGGUGCAAGUUUGUGCCUAGACAGACAGCAGCAAAGAAACGGUUAACUUGGGAGUGCUCUGACGACGUUUGUGUGACCGAACCAUGGCGGAGGUCAUGCGUCCAAGACCGGUCGCGUCGGGCAGCCUGGAACGAAGCAAAGGGAAAAACUCUCGCGGUCAGAGCGGGCGGCAAGCCACAUCGCGGGACGGAACGGCAGAACAGGUGAGGAGUAGACAGCAGCCAAGCACUGCCCAUACGGCCACAGUAGCACCAUCGUCGUCCUCUACAAACACUUUUGCAUUUGCUGCGGCUGCGACAAGCGGUGCAGAAUCAUCAUCAGCGCUGCGCAUAGCCCAGGGAGUUGAAAUCCUGCAGUCAGCUCUGGGAGACCUGGCAAACUUUCAGAAUGACAGUGAUCUAGCUGUGCGCAUGGUGCCAGAGCUUACCCAGCUGAUCGCCAGUGGCAACACGGUCACUGUCACGCAGGCCUUAGACAUGGCACAACAGCUGAGCCGAACAGAUGCUUCACGACCGAUUAUGUGCGAUUCACCGCAGCUUGUUGCCAACCUGAUGAAGCUGGCAGGCAAGUCGGAUGUGGAGGCUGACGUCGUGUCCAAGGCUAUGGCUGUUGUCUAUGAUAUCAGCAAAGAAGAUCAAGGACUUGUUCACAUUCGUCAAUGCCAUGGUAUUGCCACGCUGGUGCGUCAUUUGAGUUCGAACACGGAAAUGCUGAUGUUCUUAGCAAUCUCCACCCUCCACAACAUGCUGCAGAACCUGGAGUACAGCAAAGGAGAUAUACGACUCGCGGGCGGCAUCCAGCGCUUCGUAUCUCUACUGCACCAUUCCAACGUCAAGGUGAUCUGCAUGGCCAUCGAUUGCCUGUAUCUCAUCUGCUACUCCCAUCCGGAGAGCAAGCUGCUCGUUCUGUCGGCAAAUGGUCCCAUCGAGAUUGUGCGCAUCCUGCGUACGCACAGCUACGAGAAGCUGUUGUGGGCGACGAGUCGACUUGGCAAGGUCCUGUCAGUUUGUCCGAGUAACAAACCAGCUAUGGUCGAUGCGGGUGCCAUGCAAGCAUUCUCAAUUCACCUGGAACACAAGAGUCAGCGCUUUGUGCAGAACGUCCUGUGGGCGAUGCGCAACCUCUCCGAUCAGGCUACCACUCUACCCGGCAUGGGGGAUCUACUUCACUCGCUGAUUGAUCUGCUGGCCAGCGAGGAUGCCACUACGGUAACAUGCGCUGCCGGAAUCCUCUCCAACCUGACCUGUAACAACGAGCAGAACAAGGUGACGGUGUGUCGGGAGGGAGGCAUCGAGGCUCUGAUCCGUACUUGCGCCCAGGCUGGCGAUCAUGAUGACAUCACGGAGCCGGCCGUGUGCGCGCUGCGUCACCUGACCAAUCGUCACCUGGAGGCUGAGGUGGCGCAGAAUGCCGUUCGACAUCACCAUGGUGUACGAGUGUUGGUGCGACUGCUUGAUCCACCGUCCAAGUGGCCUCUGAUCAAGGCUGUUCUUGGGCUGCUCCGUAACCUAGCGCUGUGCCCGGCCAACCACACUGCUGUACGGGAGUGUGGUGGUGUGCAUCGUCUGGUCGAGCUGCUCAUUGCGGCGCGCAAGGACAUCGACGCGUGCAAUGCGCGGGGAACAAGUUCUUUUGUGGAUGGUGUUCACAUGGAGGAGAUUGUCGAGGGCACAACGGGAGCUCUGCACAUCCUAGCAAGGGAUGUUCAGAAUCGAACCAUAUUGCAGAACCUGCAGUGCGUACCUUUGUUCGUCCAGCUGCUAUAUUUUGAUGUGGAGAACAUCCAGCGUGUGGCCUCGGGUGUACUGUAUGAACUAGCGCAGAGCAAGGACUCAGCCAUUGUAAUGGAGAAGGCGGGUGCCACAUCGCCGUUGACUGAGCUUCUCCACUCUCGCAACGAGGCGAUUGCAACAUACUCUGCCGCCAUAUUGCUCAAGCUGUCGGAGGACAAGACGGGUGACUACAAGAAACGUCUCUCUGUGGAGCUCUCUAACUCGCUGUUUCGCGCCGAAGCACAUUGGAGUGCGCCGUCGGAUGUUGCGAACUUUGCAGACCUGGGAGACGGCAUGAGCUCUGUCGGUGGCUCAGUGAUAUCAUCACGUGCAGGAGCGUCCUCGAUGGCAAGCAGCAAUUAUGGCUAUGGCGGGCAACGCAGGGGAGUGCGACGAGGCCCAGGCCAUGGUAAUCAGCAGGCUGCCAUUGCGGAAUCAGCCUUGGAGGAGAUCCCGCCAGAUAUGUUGGAGCUGCUCGACGACCCAGCGCUCAUUGAGGCCGCAAUGGCGAAUGCUGGCCAGCAUGGUGAUGACUCUGAGGGUAUGGGCUCCUCGGCGUGGCAGGACACGGAUCUCUAGAGAAAUGGCUCCAGUUUAUACGAAAUGACGUGUUUGUGUGCUUGCCUUGUAACUCGGUGCAUUCACUGCUCGCUCGCUAUGCAGUACUCUAGCUCCACGGCCGGCAUUUUCCUUCAUUUAAUUUCAGAAAAAGCCUGACGUACAGGUACAUGUAGGUUAGUGGAGAAGGUGUCAUGCCUGUUCGCUUAGUGAGAAUAUUUUUUAGAGAAUGACACUAUUUUAGAUGCUUUGUGAAUGCUCACCAUCCACUAUUAGUGUUAGAAAGAAUCAUUGUCCAUGUCAGGCAGCAUAGGUAAUGCCAUGAUGUGGGAAUGGUUUCCCCUAGCUAGCAAGCAACAUAGACUAUACCAGGGUUUGCUAUUCUUUGAGAAGGAUUCACUGGAUGCAUGCAUGUCCGAUGAUGCGCAUUAUCUCUCAUUCUAAAUUAUCUACCUCUGCUCUCUUCAAGUUGAAUUUUUUUCUCUUUCGUAAUUCGCCCAUGAGUACUUAUUGGUUUCUUUUUCCAUGCCCCCCCCUCCACGCACACACAAACACACUUUUUUCUUCUUCAGAUGAUGAUGGAUACAUUUCCAGCUGCCAUUCUCAUAAAAUAAUUUCAACUCCAGUGAUAUAUAUUUUUCGUCCAUACCGGCAUAUCAUAAUCUUUUUAAAUCCACAAUUAUCAUAAACUUUUUUUCUAGUUUUUUAGAGGGUCAACGUAGUUUGCCAACGAAAAAUUUAGCUGUCUUUCCCGUCUACAUUACUUCAAUAGGAUAGUUUUGCAAUUUUCUUGUUCUCCCCCCCCCCCCCCCCCCCUCCCGCACACACACACGUGCACGCACGCACGCGCACACACGUGCACGCACGCACGCGCACACACACCCCUUUUCUUCCUCUCUUGCCCAACGUUUGCUACCAUAAUUUUUUUCUUUCCUCUCAUUCAAUAUCUACUUGUUAUUUUCGCGACAUCAUGC
Sycon ciliatum is the source of this 3513-nucleotide messenger RNA. Its product is annotated as catenin beta-like. The record is from RefSeq and is a predicted model, not a curated record. Gene Ontology annotation, biological process: cell-cell adhesion; canonical Wnt signaling pathway; positive regulation of transcription by RNA polymerase II. The transcript has 16 exons. Gene Ontology annotation, molecular function: protein phosphatase binding; nuclear receptor binding; transcription coactivator activity. Bases 293 to 2560 code for a protein of 755 amino acids. NCBI's taxonomy places the organism in Eukaryota, Metazoa, Porifera, Calcarea, Leucosolenida, Sycettidae. Gene Ontology annotation, cellular component: adherens junction; nucleus; catenin complex.